AUAAUACAUCAAUCAGUCAAAUUUGUUUUUCAAGAGCCAACGGGUGCAUUAUCAAUAUGGCUAAAAUAAUUUUAGGGGUGUUUAUUUGCCUCAUAUCUUUAUUCCAUGUCUCACAUCAAUCCAUAUUAUAUACACAGUACACACCAACAAUUGGUCAACAUGUCGGUAAAAUAUUGGAGAGAGUUGCCAGAUUUAUAGAACUACUGUUCUAUUCAGCAAGUAACGAUGAUAUUGUAACUCUUUCAGAAGAAUCAUAUUUCUGCAAGUUAAUGAACAGCAUGGAUGCCACGUUCAAUGAUAUAUUAAUAAGCGCCUCUCUGAGUGAAGACGUGGCACCUACGGACACAGCAAGUGAAAGUAAUUCUCCGAAAAAUUCAGAUUACUCGAAUGGUGAAAUAGAAAUUAUAGAAAUUAAAAAAGGGUCAGGACUCGAAACACAAGAUACUUCAGCUCAAACUAUUAGCGAUAGUCCAAAUAGUCGUGUCAUUUAUUUGCCCAAUAAUUAAAAUGGUGUUUUAAUACUGCCUGGUUUUGCCAGUGGCAUCAUUGUGGAAUUUUUACAAAACAUAAAAUUGUGAAAUAAUUUUCGAGAAAUAAAUGUCUAUUAAAUUCGUAGUCAAUAACUAUUGAAAACA
Molecule: messenger RNA, 635 nt
Organism: Galleria mellonella (greater wax moth)
Lineage: Eukaryota; Metazoa; Arthropoda; Insecta; Lepidoptera; Pyralidae
Exons: 3
Coding region: 57-506 (149 amino acids)
Source: RefSeq, a predicted model, not a curated record